AGAAUAGAAUUUGAAGAUAAGAAGAUGUUUACAACGAUGUAAAAACAGCUAAUAUGUUACUUAAGUUGCUUAUUCUCACAACUGCUGUGUUGACAGUUACAGCACAACUAAAUCUAACACCAUUUGGCACAGCUUCUCAAAGCUCUAUUUUUACAAGUGGUAAAGGUGAACCGGAAAAUGCUGUAAACCCGCCUAUAUCAAAUUAUUUUGAUAAUGAUUUGACAAAAUGUACACACACAUACUCCUAUCUUCAUAGUAAAAAUAAAACUGCAUGGUGGAUGUUUGAAUUUUCUUUUGACACUGCGUACAUCACUGAUAUAACCUUAUAUUACAGAGAAAAAUUCGCCCAUCGAAUGAGUGGAUUUAAGCUGUAUGUAGCUAACACAUCAACAAUUCCACCUGACGGUUACCUAUGUUAUGCAGAUCCUGGUACUGAUCUCCCAAACAUCAAUCAGAGUAUUCCUUGUUAUCAAAUUGGACAAUAUGUUAUAUAUUUCGAUGAUAUAGGAUCUAAAGAGGACAAUAGGCACUAUGGACCAAUUGUUGAAUUGUGUUACGUUGCAAUCAAUGGUUGUCCGAAGAAAUUUUGGGGAAGUAAUUGCUCAACACCUUGCUCCAAAGAUUGUAUAGAUCAGCAUUGCUACCCGGGAAAUGGUUCCUGUGUUUGGGGAUGCAACUGUAUAAAUAGUAUUUGCAAUGUAGAUACUUUAGUUUGUAGUGAGGGUUGCAUGGAAAAUCGAACUGGAAGAAACUGCAAUAAAUAUAAUUUGGCAGCUGACGGUUUAGUUUCGCUGAAUUCAACAAGAAGUCAUAUUGCUAGUCAAAUAAAUAAUGGAAACAUUUCAUCGUGUUCCAAAAUUUAUGGUCCUGAAACAUGGAUACAGAUUGACAUUAAGGAACGAAGUUUUGUGUCAGAAAUAUUUCUGGUUAUUGGUGAUAACACUACAAAGGAAGUUAACCAUACCAUUUACGCUUCAAACAUAACUGGUUCUCGGACAAAUAGAACUCUUUUAUAUUCCGGGAAUAUUACUGGAAUAACUGAUAUCAUGAUUGACAACAUUUUCCGAUAUUUGAUUUAUGAACUUUCGAUUAAUGAUGAUUCUGAAGUUGAAGUAUGUGAAAUCGGGAUUGUUGGUUGCCCUCCUACGCAAUUUGGACUUUUAUGUACUAAACUAUACCCGGUAAACUGUAGUGGACCAUGUCACUUGGAAACUGGACAUUGUACAUAUGGCUGUUUAAACGGAUGGAUUGGAGAUACAUGUGAAUUUGAUCCAGAAUGUUACCAUCGUGUUGAAGACAAUUAUGUAGUGAAGUGUUUACCAGAAAUUUAUAAGGUGAAUCCAUUAAGUGGACCAGUUAAUGGUGGUACAUUGGUAACAAUAAUUGGACAAUUUAUUGGAAACGUGCACGAUAGUAUUUCUGUUGACUUUGAUGGUUUACGAUGUAACAACGUAACAGUCCAAACACCGCAUUCUAAUUUGACUUGUCUUACUGAAAAAAGCAACGCAUCUACGACAACCAUCAUACAUGUUUCAGUAAAUGGUAAUACAAGCAAUUCCAAUAACUUUUCCUUCACCUUUAAGGAUCCUGAGAUCUCCAAAUUCGCACCCAAAAAAGGUAUCUUAUCUGGAGGCACAAUUGUUACCAUUACAGGUCGCAAUAUUAGUUUCGAAGGAAACAAUAGAUACAACAUCUGGUUUUAUGAUAAUACGACUCGUAUAGAAUGCAGUUCAUUUCGAAAUACAAUCAGUUCAGAGAACAUCAAGUGCAAAACUGGAAUAUCACUUGUCUCUCGAAAUAUGAGUCGAUUGCAGGUUGUAAUAGAUGACUUGACACUGUUAACGUUUAACGACACUUUUCGAUAUUUACCAGAUCCAACAUUUACUCUUUCAAAUGAAUCAGUGCAAGCACAACAGAGUGGAGGUGCAACAUUUACAAUUCGUGGUAAAGGGUUUAAGAAUGUAGAAAAAAUAACUGUCGACAGAGUGGAUAAACCUUGCGAUGUACCAGAAGAUACUUCAGCUGUCUGUGAAACUCCACCAAAAUUAAAGAAUCAGAAUAACAGCCAAACAGUUUAUGUUCGAUUAGAUGGUGUGACUCUUCCAGUUACUAUAGAAUAUGUAGACGAUCCUACAUUUGAAAAGUUUUCAAGCGUAUACGAAUAUGACAAAGAAUCUAAAAUUAAAAUCAAGGGUGCGAACAUUCUAAACGGAGCCCAACCUGAAGAUUACAGUAUACAGAUCGGUUUGGAUGGAAGUUGUAUUAAUCUUGAAAUCACUAUGCAAUUAAUUACAUGUUUGCCACCAAAAUCGGUACCUCGAACUAACCAAACAGAUAUAAAUACUGUUUAUGUUAUUGUGUUUGUUGGAAGGAUCAAAGCAUACAUUGGUGACUUAAAAUACCAAGAAGACGUCAAAAUAUUAGCCAUAAUAGUUGGUGUUCUAGCUGCGGCAUUGGUUACAGCUGUUGUCAUUGGUAUAUCGGCUGUAGUUUUUUUAAGGAAGAAAAAGAAAAGGGUUAUGAAAGAAUUCAAAAUGGAACUGAUGACAAGAGAAGAAAUGAUAAGAAAGGCCAGUAGAGAAGAAUUCGCGGAUGCUCAGAUGAAUAUUAAAGACAUCAAAUCGGACCUAGUUACAACAAGAGUUCCAUUUUGCGACUACCAAACGUAUGUCCUCCAUCUCCUCUUUCCGAACCAAGACAUUAAAUCAAACCCACUGCUUCAUGAUUCAGAGACCACAGAUGACAAGAAAACCAGAAUAAAAAGUGCAAUGGAAAAAUUCGAAAUAUUGUUGUCGAAUAAGCUUUUCUUGAAGUCACUCGUUCAAACACUAGAUCGGCCGAAUAUGCUGACAAUGCAAGAAAAGGCUCAUUUCUCUUCGGUUUUGUCGAUUUCUUUGCUUGGAAAUAUGAGACUGUUCUUUGAAUUGGUUCAUUGUUUGCUGGUAGAUAUUAUUCGGGCCUCAACUAAAAAGCAGCAGAAAAGUUUAUUGAGAAGGUUAGAUUCAAUUACCAUGAGAUUAAUGGUAAAUUGGCUACAGACAGGACUGUAUAAACAAUUAACAUCACAUAGCGGUAUGCAACUGUUUAUGUUAUACAAAGCAGUACAGACAAUUAUUGAAAUGGCGCCAAUUGAUGCACUUACGACUAAUUCAAAAAACACCAUAGCAGAGGAAAAGCUUCUAAAAAUGAGGAUAGAACAUCAAACUAUUACUUUACAGAUAGAUUUGAAUGGAAAUAGUGACCAGCAUUAUCCUGUGAAAGUUCUUGACUGUGAUACAAUAUCGCAGGUGAAACAGAAAUGUUGUGCACAGAUUUAUAAAAAUAAACCUGCUUCAGAGAUUCCACACAAUGAUGAACUUUCUUUAGAAUGGCAAGAAGGAAAAGCAGGCAAACUUACGUUGAAUGAUAUAGACAACACCAGUGACAGAAACAAUGGACUGAUAUGUCUAAAUACCUUAAAACAUUAUAAGGUUAGCGAUAACUGUAGAAUGGCCCUAAUGUACAAGCAAAUUGACGAAGAGGAGGUAUAUGCUAAUUCAUCAGGAUUUCGAACUGAAAGUGUUACAUCAGAGGAUAUUACAUUACUGAUGUCAAGCAAUGACGAAGGCGAGGUUUCUGAAACACAAAAAUGGCACUUGGAAACCUGUUCGCCAAAUCUUCCGGAUGACAUAAAGUCUAAUAGAGAAUCUGACUUUGGUGACAUCUUUUUGAAUCGAUUAUUUCAUACAAAGUUGCUCCUUACCGACUACAUUGAUUCAACGUUUGAGGGAUUGAUAGACUCUCAAUCACUGUCCAUAUCAAUUCGAUACUUCCUCUGCAUGUUAGAUAAAUUGGGAAACGACUAUAAAAUUGAGUCCGAUGUUCUACAAGCAUGGAAAAAUGAGUGUUAUGCCGCGCGAGUUUGGGCUCCAUUGAUAGGAAAACCAGACAUACUGUUCGAUGUCAAUGUGCCUGGUCAUGUUGAACCAUGUUUGGACAUUCUUAGACAAGUGUUUGUAGAAAGCUUUACGCAGACAGCCCACAAAGUUAACAAGGAGUCACCACCACAGAAAUUAUUGUUCCAUAAAGAUAUACCAAGAUAUAGAAAACUCAUCGCUCCUUUCUUCAUACGAGUAGAGCCAGUGAAUGAUCAAGAAUUCUGGAGUGAAUUAGCAGAAAUAUCUAAUACACAGAAAGCAGAAUUGAAGUUCAGUCGACAAUCUACUCUUCAUCACUUGUAUAAUUUGUUUAUUGGGAAGUAUAAAUCUGAAAUUAUUGAUGAUUUUGAGGACAUGGAAAAAAGUAAAGACCUACAAUUUGCAAAUAAACUCGAGGAAGUCAUAGAUUUAAUGGAGGAAUUUUCGAGUGAUUCUUAAAUAAAGGAAUAUGUCUCGCAUCACAGAAACUGUUUAUAAAUUUUUUUUGGAAGCAAAGUAAACUUCAAUCAAAGCUAACAAUUUCUCAUCUAAGCAAAUGACGUUCAUAGAUUUCUUAAAUGGAUGUUUUAGUCAUUGUCGAAUAAAUGGACGUGAGUCGAUAAUUUAUCAAAUAAAGUCAAAUUGUAAAAAAGAUGAAAGUUGUAUGGCAUGUGCAAAUUUAUCAUAUCUCUUAUUGUAUUAUCAUUAUAAUAUAUUUACCGAUUUCAUUGGAAAUCUAUGUUUCAUCAUUAUCUUCAUGAGAUAAUUCCAGCGAAAAUAAAACUUAUGUAUUUAAAUCCAAUUGAAAUAAAUACCGAUAACUGUACAUACUAUAAGACAGAUUGUUAUCUCACUUUCGUUUAAUUUCGUCUUUUUAAAAUACAAAAUGGCUGAUACGCUUCUAAAAGACGGAACUGAACUGAACAUAAAAAGUAAGGAUCAGGGAAAACGAAACAGAAAAUUUCGUAAAUUCGUGAAUGUGAAUACAAUAUAUAAAUUUCAUCUGCUUACGAAUACGAGAAUAAAUACAUUUUGAUAACUUGUGCAGUUCAUUUAAGUUGUGUUGUACCAAUUGAUGUCGUAAGUGACCGUUGCUUGCUUCGCUGAUAUUUAAGCUAAAACGUGUAUGCUUGAGAAAGUGUAGUCAAAAGAAAUGAUAUAUCUCUUAAUAUCAUUAUAUUUCAUAUGUUUUCCGAUAUAAUUUUUGUUUGUCAACUGGUACGUUUUACAUGUUAUCAUAUUCAUGUCUAUUUAUAUCGACGGGAACUUAGACUUUUACUAGUACGUCAGCAUACUUGAUUGAUCAUGAGUUUCGGCUUUUUAAAGACAAAAAUCAACAACUAUAUUGAUUUUAGCAGUGGAAUGUUUAGAUGUUAAAUUAUAUUACUAACUCUGCUUUUGCUGUACAUUUGUAUUUGGCAAAACCUUUCAGAAUUUUGGAAUCCCAAUACUCUUCAAUUUCGUAAUCUAUUUGACCUGUAUAAUUUAUUUUGAUUCGAUCGAUACUGAUUAGUCUUUUGUAGACGUCUGGCGUACAAAAUAUUUAUCCUUAUCUAUGAUAUGUUUUUCUUUAAUAACUGACAUACUCGAAAUGUCUAAUAAGUAUCAAAAUAUAUAAAGAAUUAUCAUAUUUUAGAGUAUAAAUUUGUAGUUAUUUGGGGGAAAAGGGGGGGGGGAGGUAUUCCCAUAUCAAAUUUAGUAUUAGUUUAAACAUUCUUAUUUUUGGAAAUGUGGGUAUCUCGCUCUGAAAGACCGACCUAUUAUAGUUUUUGUGGUAUGUUUAUGUAACUAUUUUAUUUAUAUUAUAGUUAAAUAGCUAAAUAAUAAUUUUAUUAAUUAAAAAAAAAACUUA
Messenger RNA from Mytilus californianus (California mussel), 5748 nucleotides. RefSeq names its product plexin-B1-like. Gene Ontology annotation, molecular function: semaphorin receptor activity. The record is from RefSeq and is a predicted model, not a curated record. Lineage: Eukaryota; Metazoa; Mollusca; Bivalvia; Mytilida; Mytilidae. Gene Ontology annotation, cellular component: semaphorin receptor complex. Bases 54 to 4355 code for a protein of 1433 amino acids. Gene Ontology annotation, biological process: regulation of cell migration; positive regulation of axonogenesis; negative regulation of cell adhesion. The transcript has 32 exons.